Molecule: messenger RNA, 7044 nt
Organism: Epinephelus lanceolatus (giant grouper)
Lineage: Eukaryota; Metazoa; Chordata; Actinopteri; Perciformes; Serranidae
Gene: casc3
Product: casc3 exon junction complex subunit
Biological process (GO): mRNA processing
Cellular component (GO): exon-exon junction complex
Molecular function (GO): mRNA binding
Source: RefSeq, a predicted model, not a curated record
ACCUAAGAUGGCGGACCGGCGGCGAAGGAGGAGGCGCGCGUCCCAGGACAGCGAGGACGACGACGAGUCCGGUUCGGGUUCGGACAGCGGGAGGUCGGGGUCCCCGGCGACCAGUAAGGGCCGAGUGAGGGAUCCCGAACCGCCGGUGGUGACAGCGGCCCGACCCGAGGCGAAGAGCGAGUCCGAGUGUGAGAGUGAAGAUGGUGUAGGAGAAGCUGUCCUCUCUGACUACGACAGUGCCGAUCCAGAAGAAAAUGGCUCCCAUUCAGAGGGAGUUGAGGAGGAAGAGGAGGUUGAACAGUACAGUGAUGAAGAAGCUCCAGCAGCAGCCAGCGAGCCCAAACCCUCGGCAGACGAAAGCUCAACAAAGGUAGAAGAGGUGGUGGAGGAUGAGGAGGAUGAAGAGAAGGAGGCAGAGAGGGAGGGAGGUGGAAGGAGUAAAGAGGAGAGCAAGGCAGAGGAGAAAGGAAACCUUGCUGGAGAGAGACAGAGCGGUGAUGGACAGGAGUCUACAGACGACCCUGAGACAAAGGCGGGAGGAAAACCAGGUCAGAAGCUCGACGAUGACGAGGACAGAAAGAACCCGGCCUACAUCCCAAGGAAGGGUCUGUUCUUCGAGCACGAUGUCAGAGGGCAUGCUCAGGAAGAGGAGAGACCUAAAGGUAGAAACAGGAAGUUGUGGAAGGACGAGGGUCGCUGGGAGCAUGACAAGUUCAGGGAGGAGGAGCAGGCGCCGAAGAGCCGCGAAGAGCUUAUUGCAAUCUACGGCUAUGACAUCAGAAAUGGUGGUGGCUCCGGAGACCGACCAUACCGGCAGCGCAGGCCGAGACAAAAUACAUCUCCCAGCAGAGACAAGCGGUGGAGAGAUGGAGGAGGAGAGCGACCGGUCCGAUCAUGGCAGAGUGGAGGAGGAGGUCUAAACCGAGGAGGAACUCCACCUUCAUCAAACCACCCCUCCUCUACAUCCCCCUCCUCUGUUCCUCUUUCCUCUGCUCAGCGCGGCAGCAAUCCCUCCAGACCACCUCCCUCUCGCAGCAGACCAUCCCACCAGAAUCAAAUGCACCUUCCGCCUCAGUCACAGUACAGGAAUAAUGAAUCAAACACACCCCAGAUGCACCCUAGGGAACGACAGGGCCCUAAAGCUCAGUCUGACCCUACAGGAGACAGGGGUGGGGUCAGCAGGGGAGGACGUGGUGGUGGUGGUGGUGGUGGUGGUGGUGGGGGAAGGGGGCCUUCUGUGGUCAUUGAGGAUAUUGCAGUCAGCCAAGGAGGCGUUAGGGAACAGGACCUAAGUGUUGUAACGACAGCGGCAUCAUCGCAGCCAGACGGUUACCAGUCUACAUCACCAAGACGACAGCAGCAAGAACAGCGAGGGAGCGCUGAUAGAUCUGCGGCAGGAUCAGUUGCUCCCUCCUCCACCUCUGACCCCUCCCUUCAAUCAUCAGCGACCAAUCGGGAAGCCUCUCCUCCCACCGAGCGGCCGGUGGAGCGUAAAUCUUACUCUCUGGCACGCAGGACUCGCUCUCGGCCCGCUGACCUGGGCAGCAAACAGCCAUCUAUGGAAGAGUCUGCAGCUGGAGGGAACACCUCCUCCCCAGGCAGCGUGGCGGGGAAGAGCUGGGCAGGAGCAAGCGAUGGGCCGAGUCAGGCGGGUGGAGGAGGUGGAGGGCUGACAGAGCUGGACCAGGAUGUGGCUCGACUCAGUCUGGUUGGACAGAGCUGGAGCCAGAGCCCAUCAUCCUACAUGCGGUCUGAGAUGAGAGGCCUCCCUAGUACCAUGCACAUCCCCAGUGGCCCACCCCAGUUCUCCGGCAUGGAGGAGAUGGGUGUCGGCUCCAAUCGAGCCAAACGCUACUCAUCCCAACGUCAGAGAGCCGUACCUGAGCCAGCACCACCGAUGCACCUGGGAGUGAUGGAGGGACACUACUAUGAACCCAUGUCGUACCAGGGACCAAUCUACGGGGACGGCCCCGCCCCCAUCCCGCCACAGGGCAUGCUGGUCCAGCCUGAGAUGCACAUCCCCCAUCCUGGUCUCCAUCCCCAUCAGUCAGGCGGCCCGAUCGCUAACCCCGCCCUCUACGGUGGCCCAACUGUUUCUCUGUCUCCGGGGCAACCACAGCAGCUGCUGCCACCGCCUUUCUACCCUCCACCGGGGGUCAUGACCUUUCCUUACCCCACCAUGUACCCAAGUCCACAGGGCCAGGCCCAGGUGACCUACGGAGGUGUGACAUACUACGACACGAUGCAGCAGCAAGCUCAGCCCAAGCCUUCACCUCCCCGCCGCACAUCCCAGCCCGUCACUGUCAAGCCCCCCCCUCCGGAGCUGCACUUUGCCUCAGAGUGACCCGCCCCCCCUCACCCCUCCCCGCCAUCCAGUCUCAGCCUCACUCUGAUCCGAAAACUACAGGAGUGGGAUGGGAGGGUCAGUGAGGAGCUGCGGUCCACAAUGGCAACCACCAACAUUAUCCAGAGAGGAAGGGACAGAUGGAUGGAGGUGAAGUCGGACUCUGCAGGUGAUCCACGGCAUCACUGGUGGAAUAUGACUUUUUCUUUAUAGUUUCACCUUUUGUUUUCGACCCUGUAGCAGUGAGGCGACAUGUCAUAAGUCAGACUGUUCUGUAACUCUGCAGUCGCAGGUUUGAUCCCACCAACGUGUCUUUGAGCAACAACAAAUCUGAACCUGGAAAUGUACUAACAUCUGCCUGUCGGACUGAUGAGCUCAAACCCUUUAGAAGCAUUUAACGUCACGCAGAGUUGGAUGGAUGAAGUCAAACUCUCAACGUUGGGAUCAGAGUUGUCAGUGUUGAAUUUUUUCUUUUUUUUUUUUUUUUUUUUUUUUACAGUGAAGUUUGCUGUUUCAGCAGGAUUGGGACUGAACCCUAAAAACAGCAGUGAACAGGCAAUAUAAACGGUUUCUUUGUUAUUCCAUUAUCAGCUCAUCGGUUUACUUUACACUAUACUUCAGCUAGUGUUUUGUCCUAAUAGGAAACAGGAAGUAGUUUGUCAUUUUCCAUCAUUGUUACUACAAAAAGUUCAAACAAGAUUAAAAAAAAACAGAAGCUAACUAAAAAUAAAACAGAAUUUAUGAGCAAUUCGGGGGAUGUUUGUGAGAAAUGGUUAUGUAUAUAGUUUGAAUGCAGCUCUCAGUGUCAUGUCACAGCUAGCACGGUGCUUCCUGAAAACCUCCAGAUGUUACCGUCAUGUUACAGCUGGCUGGAGUUUGUUAGUUUUGGAUGUUUUUCCCCUCCACACAGACAGACAGACAGACGGUUCUUGCACUUGAAGAUCUCUGCAUUUGUUACUGUGACUGUCUUUUAAAUGGGAAACAUAGAUUCAGAAAUCUGCGUAGCUGCACGUCAUCUUCAGUCUAAUUUAUGCUCGAUCACUCUGCACCCUGUCAGGCUGCAACUUUAGUCGACAAAACCCCAAAUAUUUGAUGUAAAUGUUAAAUCAGUUGUUACAAUUCUUGUUAGUUAAUUUUCUUUUGAUCUUGAGACUCUAACUGCAACUCAUUAACUUUUUUUUUCAUAAUGUCAUAGACAGUAAAGAGAACAGAAAAGAGGCAUGCUGUCAUUUCUCCUCCUAAAAAACCCACACAAUCACAGAAAUGUAUGUCUGUAGAUUAAGUCUGGGCAACGUAGAUGAAAAUCUCAAUUUUCCAAGCUUUUAAUACAUUUUUUCCUGAAACGAGACUAAAAUAUGAUUAAAACAUCAGAUAUUCUAUGACUUUGUGACUGCAAGCAUAUUUAAAAAAAAAUAAAAUACAGGUUAUCCCAAACACUGUUAGCACCACCACACUGUUAAACACUUUAAAUAGAGCAGUGACGUGUAGAUCAGUGAUCACUGUCAGCACAGACAGAGCAGAGAAGUCUGCUCCUUUACUCAUCUGCAGUUUGAAUUUCUUGACAUCAGUCUGACAUCUGCAGUUAGCUGCUAGCGUUAGCUCCCCAGCAGGUCGACACACUGAACAAAGUAGAAUCUGCAUACUGAUCAAGUCUGUUGUUGUAAACAGAGAUAAUUCCUCAUCAAUAAACAGAGCACAGAUCAGUGUCAGAGUCUCAUUGCAGUUUGUCCUCUUGGAGAUUUGACUAUUAGAUUUACUGCAAGUUAAACAGCUGCACACCUGGAGUCAUAACUGGCAGGUAAACUGCAGCAGGUGUUCAUGCAGUUUGAGCAAAUGGUGUGUUUACACAGGACUGCUGUAACUCCAGACGGACUCCAGACGGCUCAUGUAGCAGCUGUCAUUGACGUUACUUGUUAAAAUAACCUUUUUGUGCACAGUGUAAUAAUUCAGUGUACAUGAUGGAAACAGUGUACACAUCGUGCUAAAAAAAAUAUUCAAAUUAAUCUGAUUGAUUAGAUCCAUCACCCAGCCCAGGGACGUUGCUUUCUUUUUAUGUUUCUUUAUGGUGAGUGCUGCUAUGGUAACAGCCCAUCCAAUCACACUCUGUGAUAGACUUUGACAUAACUGAUUUGACAGUUAGGCCAAUGCUGCGUUCACAUGAAAUCAAGGAAAGCAUGACAAUGAAUUUAGGAGAGGCCAGUAGGGAAUACCAGUAAUUGUAGACAGCAUUGCUGCUAAAAUAUUUGAAUUUUUUCAGCCCUCCAGGACUGAAUUUACAACUGAAUGUUGCAUAUUUUUUCACACAAGGUGAAAACAAUUAAUUAAUGAACAUUACCAAAUAAAUGCAUGAAAUAAUAAACACAAAAUAAUUUGAUUUAAUUCUUUGUAAAUAAUACAGUACCGGCAUUAAGUUGCACGUUUUGUUUGUUCUUCCUGUUGCGUCCAAAAGAUGUUGUCCGUCUGCCGCCUGCCUGAUUCCAUGUGAACACAGCGUGAGUCAAACGAUACAAACAAAAUAAACUAACAGAAGACGUAAUGUGAUUAUAAAAUUAAACAUUAAAGGAAUACUUCACCCACAAAAUUACCAUUUAUAUAUCAGUUAUUCAUGUUGUGUUAACUUCAGUUUGUUGAUAAAAUGUGUUUUUCUCGCAUGCCUCCGGUGAACUAAGAAUCCAAAAACAGGACUAUAAGUGAAACUUAUCUAAGCUUUCAUUUUUAGUCCCAGUCAGAGAGAACUGAAGGAGAGGCAGUGCAGCAUGUUUUGGACAUACUGAGCAUAGACUUGGAUUAUACUGCACGAGUUGUGUCAGAGUUUGUAAACAGAUGUUUUACUUUAGUUUUGCCGUUGUUAAAUGUGCUCCCUUCAAUUAAUGCACAAUAUUUGCAGUUUUUGGAUUCUUCAUUUUUCUUGCAUGCCUCAAAUGAAAGAAGUCUUCCUCACAAAUUGAAGUUGACAUGCCGUGAAUAGUUGAUAUAUAAGAGGUCAUUUUGUUGGUGAAGAACUCAUUUAAAAUAUAAAAUCAGUGUAUUGGCCCUUUAAAUCCCGUUCAUCUGCUCACCCGAAUGCACUUUUUGUUUAUUUUCCGACAGCAGCUUUUUACUUUUGCAGAAAGUGAAACAAAACAAAAGUUGCACAGAAGUCCGUCGGCCAUCUGAUAUCAGCUGCUGCUGCUGGGUGGAGGCAUUUCUUGUUGCUGUACAUAGAAAUCUAAAUGUGUAUAUAGAAGCUUGAACAGAUAAAUAGAGCAGUAAACAUAAUCUAAUGAUACUACUAGUGCUACAGAACAGUCAGAUCUGAUUCAGAGCGCAUCGGCAGGGACCUUGAAUGUUAACGGUGGAUAUAAUUUAGAGAGACGACUAAGGAGCUGUGUGGCUUUAGCUUUGAUUUGUUUUGUAUUCUUUUCCUUUUUGAAAUGUUUAAUUUUAAUGAUUUUUUUUUUUAUUGUUAGUGAAUGCAGGAGUGAAAUGACGACUUCCUGCCUGAUUUCUUUGUUUUCACAUGUUAACAGGCAAUACUGAGGAAACCACUUUAUAAGACAGAAACUAUUAAUUCUUCGUUUGUUUGUUCUGCAACAAAAAUACAUUUUCAGAGAUGAAAGUAAGCAAAAAUAAAAGUGUAUUUUUCUCUUCAUUUUCCAGCAAUUUAUUUUACAUUAAAGGAUUUAGUGUUUGUGGUUUGAUGUCAAAUUAAACACAGAUAUUUAGUGCUGCCUGAACAAAAUGUCAGCCUGAUAUAUAAUGAGAAUUUCUAAUGAACUCAGUCAUGACAGAAAGCUCCUCUGCCCUGUCGGACCCCUUUGUAGUCAGGUCAUUAAAGCUGUCCUGAUGUUCUACUUUACGUAAAUACAUAUGACAGUGAUAUUAACAUGAGCACAGCUGCUGGGCCUGUAAAUGAGCGCAGACAGAACUUAAUUCAUACUGAUUGUUCUUUGAUGUAGAAACGUCAAACAUAAAGUGUGUGGUGUCGUUAGGAGCAACACUUUAUUUACUCUGAGCUCAGCAGCAACAGGAUUUAUUUCAUUUGCUUCAAAUUUUGAACUUUAAUCCUAUUAAGUUUUAUUUUGAACAGUAUUACAACCAGUAUUCUGCUUUAUUGCAGCAACAACUUCCAAAAUCUUGAGCAGCUGCUUUGAUUUAAAAAAAAAAAAAAAAACGUACUAAAAGGUGAGAUGAUAAAAAUAAAUCACUUCCCAAGCAGGAGACAGUAUUUGUUCCAGAGCUUUUUGUUUUCCGCAGAUCGUCUCAGUUUUCUUGUUUCAUGUGGGAUGAGAGCUUGAAGACGGUCGUGUUUCGGGGGUGAGGUGUGGCGAUGGUGUCCUCCCAGUUCCACACAUUGGAUCCCUCCGGCCCGCCUUACUAAAAGGUGAAACCCGUUUGUGAUGACAGCUUUGAAUUAAUUUAUCAGUAGGUUUCUAUAAAUGUUAUUGAUGUAGAAACAUUUAGAAGAUGACUCAUUCUGGUCUAACUUUCUUCUUUGAAUGAUGUUAAUGUCUGAGUCGAGAGUCGUUGGACUCUGCUGCCCAGUUUGACUUCUCUGUUGACUGUUUGACCCGAGCUGACCAGACUGUUCACUGUGACGGCAGGGUUUGUUUGUUUCAAUCUUAUGAUGAUGAUAAUUGCAACAAUGGUUUAGUUUCUGUUUGUAUGUGGAGAAUGUUGUCGUCCACACAGAGGAUCAAUAAAGAAAAUAAAACUCUUAA